GCAGUACUUGCGCGAACGUGAAGGCAAAGUGUCCCCGUGUCAAAUCGACUCAGGAUUUGAAAAUUUUUUGACUCUAGAUCAUUUCAUCAUCACCACCAGCAGUCUUUUCGCGUUAACGAAAAUGUCGUGAUGCUGUAUCGAGUGCAGAAAAGCCAUCCUCGAUGUUUCAUGGAUUCCGAGCUUUCGAUCAUAACCGUUAAAGCCCACGACGCUAGCCAGCACGCGACUUGUAAAUACCUGAAGACCCCGGCGAGGAAUUCACAUUUCAAAUGACUGCUGAGAAAACGAACUAUUGGUUUAAACAAGGAAAUACAAAAGGUGGAAAAAUUUUCCAACAGGAAUGGCUUUCGAUUUUGCAGCGGGCUGCCUGGGAGGGUGCGCCGGUGUUAUGGUGGGACAUCCUCUGGAUACCAUUAAGGUACACAUUCAGACGCAAGACUUCCGAAAUCCGAAAUAUACUGGAACAUGGAAUUGCUUUCGUACUAUCGUGGCUCGAGACUCGGUGGCGGGUCUUUACCGUGGAAUGUCAUCACCGAUGGUCGGCGUAGCAUUCGUGAAUGCGAUAGUUUUCGGGGUUUAUGGAAACACCCAGCGACAGUUGUCUCAGCCAGAGGCCCUACACUCCCACUUUAUAGCAGGUGCAAUGGCUGGGAUCGCUCAAAGUCCAGUAUGCAGUUCGAUGGAAUUGGCCAAGACUCGUUUGCAGCUCCAAACCAUCGACGGACCUCGAUUUUCCGGGCCUGUUCACUGCUUGAAACACAUAUACAGCAAUGAAGGUUUCCGUGGAAUAUUCAAGGGCUUGGGUGUGACAUUCCUCAGAGAAGCUCCUGGCUACGGCAUAUACUUCUUGACCUACGAAGCGCUGACCAGAUCGAGUUCACCUGCCCCAAUAUCAACCUUCAAGAUGCUGAUGGCCGGUGGACUGGCCGGUACAGCUUCUUGGAUAGUCACUUAUCCCGUCGACGUAAUCAAGUCUCGAUUGCAAGCUGAACUAACCGGCAGAUACUCCGGAGCGUUAGAUUGUCUCCGGCAAUCCAUCAGCGCUGAAGGUUACGCUUGUUUGUUCAAAGGCUUAAACUCCACCAUAAUAAGGGCUUUUCCAACCAACGCGGCCACCUUCACAGUCGUCACAUGGUCCUUCAGACUUCUGGACAACGGACCCACCAAGGCACCCGAGGUUCAAACGCAGCCUGCAGUCCUCUACAAAGAACCUCAUCGAGUCCAAAAGCAGGAUGCUGGUUUGCUCAGGCAAUGGCAUACGGCCAUGACGAGCGUUUUGACGGACGCACAUCAAGCCAGGUCCUACUCGACGAUGUCUACCUUUGGACUGAACCAAACAUUAGCAGUUUCGUUGGCUUCGUCAGUCACACACGAUCAUACGGAGUCCAAAAAGGUACUCAACUCGGGACCAGAUGUACAAAUGUUCAAAGACAAGGAUUCCCAUCUUGUGUCUGAAAUCGAAGAUGAAGGUGAACAGCGUGAAUCGAUGUCUGAAAAGAAGGAUGAACCUCAUGUAGCGUCGAUUGCCAAAAGUGUCUCCGAGAUCGUGCGUGUUGUCGAUCAGUUUGACGCGUCCUUUGGCGAACUUAAGGGGAAUUCUUGAUCCUGGUGCUGCACGAUCUUAUAUUGACAGUGUGCACGUUUAUCAAGUAUAAACUCUUAGAAAGCGCAAACAACAGUUUUCACGGGCAGAGCUGGAAAAUCACAAUCGUCGAUACUAGUUGCACUUAAAAGAAUUUUUCGUUACAACAGCUGGCAUCAUCUGCAGUGUUACGUUUGUCAAUUAUCAGAUUCCAUAUGUGGCAGUGUAACUGUUGACGUGACUAGAAACUCUUCCUCGCAGUUUGGAGGUUCGUUGUUGGUCCUUAAAGACCUUCAGAAAAGAAGUGUCUAAAUGUAAUAUAAGACAAUUAUACUAGUAAAUAAAAGUAUCGAUAAUUGUAAAUAGAAUAUGUGUUAUGAAAUGUGAUCAAAUUUUUGUGAUUCUUUACAAUCAUAAUUGAACUAGCGCCUGAGCAAUAUUGCUGAUUUAUUAUAGAAUGCUUGAAAUAAAAAAAAAGUACAAUUGUACAAGCUAUUACAAAUGAAAUAUCGUAACAAUUAGAGGAAACAGUGAAACUUAUCAGGCUUAGUGAUCAACUGCACACGCGCAAAAUAAUGAAAUUCUAUUGGCUGGUAAGAUCGUAUCGCGGCAAUUACAGAGUAUGAAGUGCAAACCGUCCCACAUCAGGUGGCACAUUCAAAAGGAUGUCAUUAUACUGACUCGUAGCAGUCAUCAACUAUCAUCGGUCAGUUAAUAUAAAUGAAAGUUUGCCAAGCCUCCCCUAAUAUCAUUACAUCAACCAUUUGGGAGCUGCUUGCCUACCAUCACCCUGAGAAAAUGAUGUGGCCUAUAGACCUUCCAUAAGCCGCUGAUGACAGGUGAAACUUGGGGUGGCUAGCCUGGAUGUAAAGAUGGCAAUGUUCGCGCAUGCCCAGUCGGACUUGAUCUACUAGCAAUAAAUUUCACCGUUUCCUGUCGGUAUGUCUAUGUACCUAUAAUGAUUAUUGUAUAUAGAUCAUCGCUGCAUGUAAAUAAGUAUACACGUACAUUUAUUA
Diprion similis is the source of this 2598-nucleotide messenger RNA. RefSeq names its product mitochondrial basic amino acids transporter. Lineage: Eukaryota; Metazoa; Arthropoda; Insecta; Hymenoptera; Diprionidae. Gene Ontology annotation, biological process: mitochondrial L-ornithine transmembrane transport. The coding region runs from base 341 to 1603 and encodes 420 amino acids. The record is from RefSeq and is a predicted model, not a curated record. Gene Ontology annotation, molecular function: high-affinity L-arginine transmembrane transporter activity. The transcript has 4 exons. Gene Ontology annotation, cellular component: mitochondrion.